Molecule: messenger RNA, 888 nt
Organism: Aspergillus caelatus
Lineage: Eukaryota; Fungi; Ascomycota; Eurotiomycetes; Eurotiales; Aspergillaceae
Product: sulfotransferase family protein
Exons: 2
Coding region: 1-888 (295 amino acids)
Source: RefSeq, a predicted model, not a curated record
AUGGACCUGGUCGAACGAUGGAUAUACAACCCCCCGGCGCCGCCAAAACGGACGCGGGACAGACCGAUGAAGGUGCUCGCACUGGGCAUGUCUCGGUCGGGGACGGAGUCUCUGUCGCGUGCCCUCCGUAUCCUCGGGUAUGAUCAUGUCUUCCAUGGCUUUGAAAUGUGGCAAAACACGCCAAUGCUCUGGCGGUCGUGGGCGAUGCUCGGGCGACGGAAAUGGGGCAACGCUGGUACUGCCGAUGGAAAGACUGGCAUUACGAGGGAGGAUUUCGAUAACUUACUCGGACACUGCGAAGCCAUCACCGACCAGCCUGGUACACUCUUUGCCCCGGAAUUGAUCGCCGCCUAUCCCGAAGCCAAAGUGAUUCUCAACCGCCGCGACGUCGACUCCUGGUAUCCCAGCCUCUGCACUGUCCUUCGCCCAUUAACCACCGGAUUGUUUUAUCACGUGCUGCCCUGGUUCAAUGCCGACCUCUAUUGGGAAGCGCAAUAUGUUCGGGGUUGUCUGAUGCCUUUCUUUCACGGGUCUUGGGAGCAGCACGGCAAAUGGGUCUAUGAGCAGCACAGUGCCACUAUUAGGGGGAUGGCCCCGUCGGAUCGGUUUCUGGAGUGGACGGUAGAGGAUGGCUGGGAGCCUCUAUGCCGGUUCCUAGAGAAAGACGUCCCUACAGAAGAGUUCCCCAACGGCAACACCGUGGACAAUGCUCUGGAUGCCCAUAAUAACAAUGUAGACAAAUGUGUCGCCUCGGCGGUCCGUAACCUGACUAUUUCGGUGGUCUGUGUUGGGGUUGCAGUCGCAUAUGGUUUAGGAGGUCAUCGUGUCGAGUGGCAGCAAUGGGCCUACUCUCUCAACUUCCGCGAGAGUAUAAACAACCUCCUUUAA